AUGAACAUCACAGCCGAACAAGCCGCGAGGUCGCAUGAGAGCAAGUCUGAGUUGACGAUCGGGGUGAUCUCUGGGUUAAUGGCCCUGGCCAUUCUGUUGGUUGGGUUGCGCUUGCGGUGUCGCCGUCUUGCUGAAGCGUCGGGGUGGGAUGAUAUAGCUGCUGUGUUAGGACUGGCUUGUUGUUUAGGAUGCGGUGCAUCGAUUAUUGCGAUGACACAUUACGGACUUGGAAAACACGACUGGACAUUGACACCUGAGCAACUUGUUCUCUACGGUCGAUGCUUCUGGCUAUCGAUUCUGUUCUACAGCAUAUCCCUCUACUGGGUCAAGUUGAGCUUCCUACUACAAUACUACCGCAUCUUAUCCAUCUCCAACAUGCGCUGGGCGUGUCUAGGCGCCAUUAUCUUCAUCACGCUGUGGAGCCUGUCGCAGACUAUAGUACUCUGCUUGAUAUGUGUUCCUCUUGAGGCUGUUUGGGAUCCGAGCGUUGAGGGAAAGUGUCUUUCGCAUCAAACACAGAUGUGGUAUGUCAAUGGAGUGAUGCAUAUUGUCCUUGACUUUGUGAUUAUAAUUAUGCCACUUCCAAUCGUCUGGAAUCUCAAUCUUCCUCGGUCACAAAAGUGGCUCCUCUCUGGGAUCUUUGGUCUUGGUGUCUUCACCGUUACCAUUUCGAUCUUCCGACUCCGCUGGCUCACACCACAGCCAGAUGUCACAUGGUGGAAUGUCACAGCCGCAUCGUGGUCACUCGCAGAAAUCGUUUCGGGUAUUGCUUGCUCAUGUCUUCCUACUUUCAAACCUCUGCUACUGGGUAUCAAGCGCUGGCUACCUCGCCUUGGCAAGGGCGAUAGCACUAUUCAACUCCAGGGAACGAAUGGCACAGCAUAUACAGAGUCGACCUUGAUUGGAACAGAUGACACGUUUGGUAGUGGCCCAAAGGUGCCUAACAGUAUGUUUGUAUAUGGCACCCAGACAAGCAUUACUGCGCAUAAGGAUUCGGAGCCUUGUGGAAGGUUUAAGAGGUUUAUGCAGCGGUAG
Messenger RNA from Fusarium sp. VM40, 1035 nucleotides. The record is from the annotation of a GenBank genome assembly. Lineage: Eukaryota; Fungi; Ascomycota; Sordariomycetes; Hypocreales; Nectriaceae.